Molecule: messenger RNA, 2552 nt
Organism: Oryzias latipes (Japanese medaka)
Lineage: Eukaryota; Metazoa; Chordata; Actinopteri; Beloniformes; Adrianichthyidae
Gene: mul2
Product: mitochondrial E3 ubiquitin protein ligase 2
Biological process (GO): protein ubiquitination; organelle organization
Molecular function (GO): ubiquitin-protein transferase activity
Source: RefSeq, a predicted model, not a curated record
ACUGUUUAUCAUUUACCAUAAUACAUAAUGCUAUAAGCUAGCUGUGGUCGCCCAUAAAUGAGAUUUUUAAGCUUUAAUUCCUAAAACAUUUAAAGGUCACUGCUAGCUUUCUUAGCAUGAUGGUUAGCCAAGGGGUUAGCUUUGUUGUGAAAAAUCUCAUGUUGGACUCGUUUACAACACAGCAACGAGUGCUGAGGUUACUGAGCAUAAUGUCAAGAUGGUAUUUGAGUUGUCUGUUACAAAUUGCUCUCGCAUUUAAACAAUUCUGUAUUUCUAUACCGCUAACCUUUUGUUUGGUUUUCUAUAUCGUUUCAUAUUUAAAAUAAAUACGCAGAGUAGCCAAAAUUGGUUCUCAAAGAAAUAACAUUUGCAACCAAAAUAAAUAUUCGAAAAGUUAGAGAGAUGAACUGGUAAAAUAACUACUCAGAUAAUGAUAAUCACCCAUUUAAAUGUAACAUGAUCUGAUUUAUUGUCUUAACUUCUGGAAUGAAAGAGACAUUAUUUCAAAUAUAUCCAAGUUAAAUGAUUAACACUUUCAAUUUGUAAAAGCUGUCAAAUAAUUUAGAUAUUUUCAUUUGGACAUGGUUACGUGUGACUUUCUAACUAACACUGCUAUUAAGGUGUUAGCAUCAAACUUUCUACUUUUUUGCUUUGACUUUACAACCAUUUGAUUUAAAACAAAAAUUUUGCAGGAAUAAAUCUAAACCCCUCUAUUCGUUUAAAACUAGCAGAUGUGGCAACAUACAUUUCAAAUGUAUAUAAGUAUGAGAUAUAUCACUAAUCAAAGCACAUAUUGAUCAACUCUGUUGAGAAGUGUGUCCAUUUUUUUGAUUGUAUUUUUACUUAAUUUUAGAGUGGUAACUUUAUCAUUGAAAUUAUUGCUGAUUAUUGCUGAUGUAUAUUUAUUGACCAUUUUAAUCAAUCAAUUAAUAGUACAGUUUAAUUUUGGUUUAAUUGCUUGAAAGAUACUCCGUCAACAGCAUUGUUUCUGUGAUUAAAACAUUAAAACAAAUGCAUAAUAAACACAUUUUUUAUCAUUUUUUUAACAGAGAAACCACCCUAAACUCCACAUUAAAUAUCUAUGUGGGCCAUUAGAGUCAUUCAUACUGUUAUUUUCUGAAAAUGUGCAUGUGUCUUUGUGUUAAUCUGCUUCUGAGGCUGCAGGGGGACUUUGAGGGAAUGGAUGGAUUUUCGGUGACAUUUACAGAGGCAGUGUGUCUCGGAACCAGCCUCACUUUGUCCGGAAUUUUCUACUACCUGCAUAAGAAGAAGAAGAAUGUUGUGGAUAAGCUUGAGAACGCUCCACACUUCACAAUAGAUGGAAAACUGAGAAACCUGUUAAAAGCCACUCCUGGAGAGGCUCUACAAUAUGCUGUCAUUGAAGGUUCGGUGAAACCUGCAGGCGAGCCUUUGAGGAGUAACUCCCACCAAGACAUUGUGGGAGUGUUGCAGAAAUUCACUUUGAAAGAACACAGACUAGUUUGGAGCGGCAUUUCACGCUCGUGGAUGGACACUGAACGGAUCUUGCACAAAAGAGUGAAUGUGACGCCAUUUUCUCUAGUUGGUCUGGAUGAGACGGCGGUGAGAGUGCUGAGUCCCCUGCAUGCAUCGGGGGAAAACACCGAAAUCAUAAAUGAGAAAUUCCACCAGCCCAGUUACAGUUUUGGGCAGCUUGUAGGACAGUACCUGAGCGGAGAGAAGCCUAAAGGACACCUGGAGAUUGAGGAAAUGCUCAAAGUGGGUACAACGCUUACAGGGAUCGGAGAGUUGAUACUGGACACGGAGGGUAAUCUGUGUCUUCGACCCCCCUCUGACAACUCGGAGUACUUCUUGAGCUUGGCAGACUUUGAAACGGUUUGCAAAGAGAAUUGUCUUGUAGCUUUUUGGUGGAAGGUGCUGGCAGCCACCUCUGCUUUGGCCGGGGCGGCCGUCCUCUUCUGGGUCGCUCUACGCUACUACAAACACCUAAAACGCCGCUGGGAGAUGGAGCAGGAAAGCCAAGAGUUUGCCAGGCUUCUGGCCGAGGCAGCCAGGCUCAGAGCUAAUGACGGCGGCGUCCCCCCAAAUGAGGCCAAUAAUCAUUCGUUUCCACCCAACGAAUGUGUGAUUUGCCUCACUCAACCACGAGACUGUAUCCUGCUGGAGUGUGGACACGUGUGCUGCUGCUUUGUCUGCUUCCAGUCCAUGCACCAACAGAAAUGUCCCAUCUGCAGGCAGGAUAUUGUCAGAGUGCUGCCUUUCUACCAGCCCUGAUUAAUCCGUCUGCGACUGUCUGACAAUGCACUUUUAUUUCGAAAAAUCUAUGACAAUUAAUGAUUUGUUAGAAUUUGUAAAUGAGAGGACAAUUAAAUUAUUUUUUAAAGUGUUACCAUUAAGCAAUACAUAUUUCUAUUUAAUGUGCCUUUGUCUGUACCUAAUGGGCUGCCUGAUGUCUCACAUUGGAAAUACUGUGGAGUAUUGAUCCGAUCAGGAGGCUGGAAGUUUCAGAAAAAACAGCCUCACUGUUCACUGUAAUGUGCUCAGCUAUUAAAUGGAAGAGUGUUUAAAAAAAA